Molecule: messenger RNA, 1367 nt
Organism: Glycine soja
Lineage: Eukaryota; Viridiplantae; Streptophyta; Magnoliopsida; Fabales; Fabaceae
Exons: 6
Coding region: 295-1137 (280 amino acids)
Source: RefSeq, a predicted model, not a curated record
GUUGGCGUUUGCUUUGUUUUGAAACAGAAGAAGAGUAGCUUCUACUUUGUACUACUCUACACUCCACUCUCUCUUCUUCUACUGCUAAACCCCAUUAUUACAUUUUUUUUUUCUUGUCCUUAUAUAUAUAAAUAAAUAAAAUUAACUUUCUCAUGUGUUGUUCUCUCUACCAUUGAGCAAUCAAAAAGAAUCUUGGGAGAUCAGGGAGGUCAUCGUCGUCAUUUCUGCGCUCAAGAUUAACAUAACGACCUCGCGCACCCAGGAACAGGGUAUUGUGUUGUGUAGCUGAAGGACAUGGAGAGAAGCAAUCCGGUGAGGAAGCCACACACUUCAACUGCAGAUCUGCUUACGUGGCCUGAAACUCCCAUUUCUGAUUCCCCAGCUCCUCCUUCCUCCGCCGUUCGUUCUCACCAGCCGUCGGAUGGGAUCAGGAAGGUGGUGUUUGGUGGUCAGGUCACCGAUGAAGAGGUGGAGAGCUUAAAUAAAAGAAAGCCUUGUUCGGAUUAUAAGAUGAAGGAGAUAACUGGUAGUGGAAUAUUUGUAGCCAAUGGAGAAGAUGACGCCUCAGAAGCUGGCAGUGACAACCCAAAUAAGACUGGAGUGCGUAUGUAUCAGCAAGCGAUUUCUGGAAUCAGCCAUAUCUCCUUUGGCGAGGAGGAGAGUGUUUCUCCAAAAAAGCCCACUACUUUGCCUGAGGUGGCCAAGCAGCGUGAGCUAAGUGGAACUUUGGAAAGUGAAGACUCUAUAUUGAAAAAGCAACUCUCUGAUGCGAAGUGCAAGGAGCUUAGUGGUCAUGACAUAUUUGCUCCACCACCAGAAAUCAAACCCAGGCCAAUAACUCCUCGCAUACUGGAGUUGAAAGGGAGCAUAGACAUUGCUGACGGAGAUCAAGGCGAUACCAACUCUGCUGGGAAGACAGCAAAGAAGAUCUAUGACAAGAAAUUUGCAGAACUUUCAGGGAAUGACAUAUUCAAAGGGGAUGCACCGCCUUCAUCUGCUGAGAAAUCAUUGAGCGGGGCCAAACUACGAGAGAUGAGUGGCAGUAACAUCUUUGCUGAUGGGAAGGUAGAAGCUAGAGACUACCUAGGUGGUGUACGGAAGCCACCCGGUGGCGAGAGCAGCAUUGCCUUGGUAUAAUUUAUUAGGGUCUAACUUAUCUUCAUACUGUCUUGUUUUGUUUUAAUUAAUUUUUAGUGGGGAUGUGUUAUUAUAUUAUUUGACCUUGUAUUCUGGGUUUUGGGAAUUGGUGUUUUAGGUUUCUUGAUGUCUUUUGACCAAAAAGGACCAUCGGCUAAUUGGUUGUAUGUCCAUAAUCCUGUGUUUUCCUGUGUUUGCUUUUAAUGAAGUGAUUUGAACUGUUUACUUGA